AGUUCCAGGUUAUGAUAGCAAUGACACAAAAGAAGAACGACUUGUGGAUAUCUUGUCACUCUUGUCAGACUUAUUACGAUAUUUAUAAAAUUUUUGCUUCGACUAAUGCUAGUUGAGCAUCAGCACUGUCAACGAGAUUGCAUCAAGGAAUUUCGUAAAAAUGAAUAACCUGCAUCGCUGUCAACGCGCACGACUAGCAACGAACUAUCAACGAACGGUGACAUACGAAUAUUUUGUUUUUCUCUUUCGUGCUAAACAAGUCAGUUAGAAAAGACACGACGCAAACAACGAAUUCAGACCCUUUGUUCAGACCUACAAUCGUUAUCAGAUCUAGAGGGCUGAAAAGCUCUGGAGAACUAUUAUUACGUGUUAAUAUUGAGGUGUUUUUUUUUUUUGUCUUUUCAAUUUCGAAGUUAUAACUCUACAGAUUUAGGUGUUUGAAAGAUCAAUAUUUAUGUAAUUGCAUAAAUAGUGCUUGCCCAUCACAAGCUUGCAGAAUGUCCUCCAUGGUAUGAAUGCAAAGGCUUUUCUUUUUGCUGGAAAAGUCAGUUAUUUCAGUGGGUAGUGUGUGUCUAACAGUGGCUGAAUGGGACUGAGUAAGGAAUCAAGGAGCAUAAUUCUUUGAAGGCAUGAGUCGCGAAAAGCCAAAGGUGGAUGAGGCGGUUUUGCCGUCGAAACAAGCUAAGGUUACAACGUUGUUUGGCGCUUCCAGUAAAGUAAAACCAUUGGAAUCAGCUAGCAUGGAUUCAGCUCAACAGAACGCUGCAGGUCCAUUAAAGGCCAAAGGAGCUCCAAAUCUGAAUGCCAUUCUUGUCAGCCCAAAACAGAGAGGGAAUCCACUGCUCAAGUCUGUGACCAGUGUUCCUUGGGAAUUUGAGGAUAUAGUUCCUGACUAUGUAAUGGGUAGAGGAACAUGUGCUCUCUUUCUCUCUAUUCGUUACCACCAACUAAAUCCAGACUACAUUCACGAACGCCUGAAAUUAUUAGGCAAGGCUUAUGAUCUCCGAGUGCUUUUGGCGCAGGUGGAUGUUCCAGAACCACACCAUUCUUUGAAACAUUUGACACGAAUAUGCAUAUUGGCUGACUUGACGUUGAUGCUAGCAUGGAACGCCGAAGAGGCUGGAAAAAUCAUCGAGACAUAUAAAAUUUACGAGAAUAAGCCUCCAGACAUGAUCAUGGAGAAGGGUGACAUUUCGCCACAUGAAAAACUUGUGAGUGCAUUAACGUCUGUGAGAUCGGUAAACAAGACCGACGCAAUUACACUUCUCUCAACAUUUGGGUACAUGGACAAGAUUGUAAAGGCUUCCAGCGACUCUCUCGGCCUCUGUCCUGGCUUCGGGCUUCAAAAGGCUAUACGCCUCCACACAACGUUGCACGAACCAUUCCUCCGAGAUGUCAGAAGUCAGCAAAAAUAGAAAAAAUAACCAACGUAUGUAACAAAAGACAUAGAAGGUGUAGAAAAUACUUUCAUACAUUUUACACAGUUUUUAUGCUUUAAAAUGAUGUAAUACUCAUGUACCUUCAAUUUACCAAUAGAUUCAUUGAAGUAUUUAUCAUCGGUUCAACGGAUUCGUUCUCAAGUAGUGGUAACUGAUUAGAUGUGCGUUUGCUAGCAUUCUGCAAUUUCUGGAAGAAAAUUAAAAACAAUCGAAUGUAAAAACUCUAUUUUUGUAUGUAAGAUUUUGUUAUCUUUCAUAGUCAUCACGUUUCAAAGUGUAAAAAACUAACGAUGCGUAAGUUUUGGAGAACUCAUAAGUAUUAUUUCAGAUUUCCUGAAACGUCAGCACAGAUAUUACUUGGUUAACCUAUAUACCUAGACUAUAAUAUAAUUAAUAGUUUAUCAAGAGCGUAAAGUGCUGCUGUAUUAAUUUGUUUUAUGUUCCUUGCAUUGUAACGCUAACAUCGUACAUUUGCAUGAAAAUAUUCAACAAUAAAUCUCUUUUUUUCUGUAAAAACUGUGAGCAAUAAAAAAAUGAACAAA
This is a messenger RNA of Athalia rosae (coleseed sawfly), 1981 nucleotides long. It is a transcript of the gene Ercc1, whose product is annotated as DNA excision repair protein ERCC-1. The coding region runs from base 630 to 1415 and encodes 261 amino acids. Gene Ontology annotation, cellular component: nucleotide-excision repair factor 1 complex; nucleus; ERCC4-ERCC1 complex. Gene Ontology annotation, molecular function: single-stranded DNA binding; damaged DNA binding. The transcript has 5 exons. Gene Ontology annotation, biological process: nucleotide-excision repair; mitotic recombination; UV-damage excision repair. The record is from RefSeq and is a predicted model, not a curated record. NCBI's taxonomy places the organism in Eukaryota, Metazoa, Arthropoda, Insecta, Hymenoptera, Athaliidae.